AUGGGAGAUUUUGAAUAGUAGCUUUUUAAACUUAGUCUCUUUAAAAGCUUAGAUGAUCAUGAUUUAGGUAAACCACCUGAUUAUCAAAGCAGCGAUUAGUCAGUAAGUUAAAAUGACGAUUCUUUGAUCAUACCAAAUUUUUAUAGAAAAUCAUAGCAGGAUUAAUAGUAAAUCGGAGGCAAAAACACUAUUUAAAAGUAGGAAAGCUUGAAAACAAAUAACUCACACAGAAGCAAAUCAGCUUAUCCUACCAAAAAUAUUAAUAGAAAUUCUUCUUUGAAUAUAGUUAAAGUAGAAAACUAAAAUUAGCAAUUCUUUACUCCUAAAAAGCAGAAUAAUCAGAUAGUUAAUUCUAGUUCUGUUCACAAUGAAUAUUAGUAAGAUACAACAUAAACUAGUUAUAAUAAAAAUAUGCUAAAGACAACUAGCUCAAACUACAUUUAAUCGAACGAAAAAGAUCAUUAUUUUAGUAAUAAAAAGAAUUACAUUAAUAAAAACAGCUCAAAAGGUCAUAAAAAAAGUGGUCUUAGUUAAAGCUAUGCUGAAAACGAUGGUUUAAAUAAGGAUUCUGACUCUGAAGAAAGAGAAGAAAUCCAAAGAAGAAGAAAUUUUGAAUUAAAUAUGGAAAGCAAAAGGUAAAUGCUUGAAUUUGAAUUUGAACAAUCAGAAGAUAGAAGGAGAGCUUAGUUAAAAUAGCUCCAAAACUCUUAAACUAAAUCUCAGUUAGUAGAUGUUUUAAAUGGAUGGGUAGAUUUAAAUAAAAAAAAAGAGAUGCAACUUCAGUAGCUCUAAAAUACACUGGCUAUUAAAGAUAGUGGAAAGCCACCAAAAUUGCUAUUUAAGAAGUUAAAUAAUUCCUAAUAGGAGACAAAGUAAUAGAGGUCAUUGAGUGCAGCUUAAUAUUCUGCCUCAAAAAGUUAGUUCAAUUAAAGAUUAACAUUUCAUAAUAAAAAUACUCAUAGCUUUGGAUAUAUUAUUCCUUAAUCGUAAUAUUUAGCUUCAACUUAAGACUUUUUCCCACUCAAAUAAGAAAAAGAUACAUCAGCACUUGAAGAAAGAAUAUAAAAUAUUAAGCAAGAAAUUGAUAGAGUAGAAUCACUGAUUUUCAAUUAAAAUCAAAUUCAGCAAAAUAUGCAAUACGAAGUCAUCAAUUUAGGCUAUACUAUUAAUAAGAAAAGAAAGAGUAUAAAUGGCAAAUAGCAGCUAAGAACUGAAUUUGAAGAUAAAAAUUCUUAGUUUGCCAAAAUAAAAUCUAAAAUCUAAGUCAAUAAUUCUCAAACUAAGAAAAACCUUAAAAAUCUAUCAGAAUAAUACACAGAAGUUUCAGAAAAAUAAAAAGAAAUAUUAGGAGAACAAGUGAAAAGAUCAAUUGAAAACUAAGUAGCAGUAAAACAUCAAAAGGAUAAUAUGUGCAAUCUUUUAAUUUAAAUUGAGAAAUAAAAGCAGGUUUUAUAAGAAACAGAGAUAGAAUUAGAAUAACAGGAAAUUAUUGAAUAAAAAUUCAAAGAAAGAAACCAAGAAUAAUUGAGUUUGAUAUAACAAAUAAAAGUUUUAGAUGAUUUGGAUAGCUUGUUCUUAAAAGAUUAAGUAAAAUACUAUUUAAACAGCUAAAAAUUAGAGCAUAUAGAUAAAUAUAUGAGUAAAGAUUAGAGUGUACUUUUUGAUGAUUUUAGUUUAUAGUCACCUUUAAUAAGAUAUAAGUAAUAAAAUGUAUAAUAGAAUAAAGAUUUGGAUAGAAAAUAGUUUUUAUAAAUGCUCGAUGAUUUUUAUGAGAGACAUGGAGAAGGGCCAGUAGAGUUAUCUUACUCACUCUUAAAUUAUUUUUAGCAUUUGUCUAAUUAAUUCGAAGGACAUAAGAUGGCCUACAAUGAACUUAACUUUUAAAAGUAAGAAAAAAGUUUAUUAGAAUAAUAAGUAGAUGAAGAUUUAUAAUAAUUAAAGAUAGCUUAAUAUGAUUCGCCAGAAUCUCAAUCUAAAAGAUAAAUAAUAUAAUAAUAAGUUAAUUAAACUUAAAGGCUUGAUUUAAUUUAGCAUCUUUAUGUAGAAAAAUAGCUUAAUUUAGGAGUUAAAAUUUUCCAAUAAUCUUAAAUGCUGUAAGAAGAAAUUUAAAUAAGUGAAAAAACACUUUUGUAUUCUUUCAUGGGAAUAGCAGAGAGUUUUAUAAGAAAAGCUAAAAUUCUUUUGCUCAUGCAAGAUUAAUGCAAAGUAAAUUUAGGAUAAGAUCUAUCAGACUAUAUUCAAGAGUCUAUUAAUAAAAUAAAUAAAAUGAUUAGAAAUGAUGUAAAAGUAUUGAAAAAGUAAACAAGUGAGAAGAAGUUUGAAAUACCUUAAGAAUUUAUGAAAGAUAUGGGAAAUUUUAAAAGGAAUUUAGGGUUAAAACUUUUAAGCUAGGUAAAAUUAAAUGAGAGUAGUCCUAAGAAAGAGUUUGAUGAUAAUAAUGUUUUAAUUUUAUUCAAUGAAUAUUCUGAUAUUCUUCAAAAACAUCAUAAAUCUUAGAUUUAGCCUGAUAAUUCAGUUCUUGAAAAAUGGAUUUAUGAACUGAAAAAUGACAAUAUUAUCAAUGGAUUUGCUAACCAAAAUAUGAUAAUCAAUUUCUUAAAAAAAUUAGAUUGCUCUGAGCAAGAUUCUGUUGAUGUAAGCUUUUCUUAUAUUUUUAAAAAUAUGCAUCUUCUUAAGAAGGAGGCAUGGAAUAAUUAUUAAGAAUGUCUUGAGUAAAUCUUUUAACUUGAAGAAAAUUUACUCAAUAAAAUAAGAGUCAAACAAGAGGAGUUGCUAAAUGAGAUAAUUGCAGCAAGCCCUAAAUUUUAGAACAAAAGAACAAAAGAAGCCAAAAAAAACAUUAAUUAUUUGUCAUAAUAAAAAUUUCCAUUUAUUAAAGACUUUGAAAAUUUAAAUCAAGUAAUCUUAAGUGAGAAUAAAGAAGCUGUUAAUCGAAUCGAAAGUUAAAUUGAUAACCCUCAAGUCACUCCUAUUGAGCGUAAGAAACAAGCAAAUGAAAAUAAAAAUAGAAAAGCAGAGUUUGACAUUGAGUUUUUCUUAGAGAAACUUAAAACAGAUGGUAAAAAGAAUUUGAAAAAGGAAAUAAUUGAGAAUGAUGAAAAAAUAAGAAGGGAAGAGGAGAAGGAAAGAAGAAAAAGUUCGUUAUUAUUUAAAACUGAUCAAGAAGAAUAUUUUUAAUAUAAAGAGUCUCAGCACUUCGAUUAAAAUGUUGUAGAAGUUAAAAAUAUAAAAGAAAAAGAUUAAGACUAAGAUGCUGAAAAUACUCAAAUUCUUAAAUAUCCUCUUUACUUUCAAAACUUCAAUGACAAUAAUAAAAUCCAAAAAAAUCAACAGGAACUUGAAAACAAGUAGUAUUUUUAAAUAAGGAAAAGGGUUAUAUCUUGUGACUAGCUGAAGUAAAAAAGAUAAACCACAAUCAAUUAUGAAGAUUUUAUCAAACCAGAUGCUAUUGGAAGUGCUAGAAAAGAUCUUGCUCUUAAUUCAAAUCUCAUCAACCACAUUUCAAAACUUGAAGCAUCUACUUAAAGCAUUGAUAAAGAAGGAUUAGAGAGGAGUCUUAGAUACCAAAAAACAUACCUUGAAGAUAUAAACCAGAACAUGAAUAAUAAAAAAAUAAAAAAAUAAGUUAGACUUAAUUCUGAAACAAAUGCCAGUAAUUUCAAUGAAUAAAAUAUGAAUAAUUAAAAUGCUUAAGAAAGAGAUGGCUAAGGAUAAAUUUAAAAGGAAAGAAAGGUAAGUCCAUUUAGUUAUUUGAUAAAAGCUAGAACAGAGUCCAGUCCUGAUUACUAUCAGCAAGAGCCUAAUUAGUUAUAAAAAAUAAAUAAAUACUUAUUCUUAAAGACUUUAAAAGAACCUUAAAAUAAUUAGUAAUUGUCUUAAAAUAUGCAAGCAAAUAAUAAAAGAAAAUAAAUAAAUGGAAACAAAUCUGAGGCUAUUUUAAAAAAAAGAAUAUUACCCUACAAAAAGAGCUUUCACUCAAUACUGAACAGCAUACUUGAUGAGUAAAUGAAGUUAAAGUAAAAUAACAAGAAUACCUAGAGUAAAGAGAAUCUUCUGAAUUAGAGGAAGCCGUCUAGUGAUAUAAAUGGAGCUUAACAAGAAAACUAACAAAAUAGUGAAAAAUUAAAUUAAUAUAGCUUAACUUUUGGUAAAUUAACAAAAGAUAAUGAAAAUACUGAAUAGUAUCCUUAAUCAGAUUAGAAAAACUUAGAAAACAAAUAGAUUUAAUUUAUUUAAUAACAACCAAGAAACUCUUUAAUAAAACCCCAAAAGGUUUAAAAUUAAGACGACAAACAAAACUAUUAAUAGCAAUCAUAAUAAGCACUAAAGAAGUUUUUAAAUUUGAAAGUACAUACUUAGAUCAAGCAAAAUAACUCAUAUUUACAUAAAAAUACUCAUAACUGA
This is a messenger RNA of Tetrahymena thermophila SB210, 4404 nucleotides long. RefSeq lists its product as hypothetical. The transcript has 9 exons. The record is from RefSeq and is a predicted model, not a curated record. NCBI's taxonomy places the organism in Eukaryota, Ciliophora, Oligohymenophorea, Hymenostomatida, Tetrahymenidae.